This is a messenger RNA of Apis mellifera (honey bee), 835 nucleotides long. RefSeq names its product male-enhanced antigen 1. NCBI's taxonomy places the organism in Eukaryota, Metazoa, Arthropoda, Insecta, Hymenoptera, Apidae. The coding region runs from base 156 to 614 and encodes 152 amino acids. Gene Ontology annotation, biological process: spermatogenesis. The record is from RefSeq and is a predicted model, not a curated record. The transcript has 4 exons.
AAAUAAGUAAUUCAUUUGAAUAGCUAUAAAACAGUAAGAUAUUACGAAGUACACGAAAUCAGCUGUGAAUUGUCAAAUUUUUCUAUCGUAAUAAAUUUUUCAAUAUUUAUAAUUUGUUUAGUGUAAAAAUAUCAAGAAAUAAAACGUGAUGCACAAUGUCUCCUGAUCCUACACAAGAACCUAUUGAAGAAACAUUAAAUACACCAAAUUUAUCUCUUGAUACUAGAGGAAUAAAUACAUCGGAUAGUGAAGAUGAUGAUAUAGCAAUGGCAGGAUAUGUACCACUAUCUCAAAUUCCUGCAGAUAGUGAUCCAAUGUUAUAUGAGGAUGAAGAUGAUGAAUGGAUAACUAAUGUAGGUGAAUCUAGUCAAGUACUGAGAGCUCCAUUAGAGUCACAGCAUGAUUGUAUGUCAGAAACAAUAGAAAUUUGGUCAUCUCCCCAUCGAUCAAAUAUUGAUAUGGAUGCAGAUAAAAUUAAUCAAGUAAAAUCUAUGAUGGCAUCUUUUACUUUACCAGUUACAGCAAUUCCAGAAUGGGCAAAAGCUAUAUCGGAAGAUCAAUGGAAAGAACAACUUAUUGGACGUAUUAAAGAAAUGCAAAAUGGAGAAAAAUAAAUUUAAGUAUUUUAAUUAAUUUUUUAUAUAAAAUUAUGUAUAUAGUUUGAUAUUAUUAUAAAAUUAAAUAUUUAAUUUUUUUUUUGAAUUAUAAAGUUGAAUUCCACUGAUAAAUGUAAAAUUUCAAAGUAAUCAUGUGGUGACAUUUAAUCAUAUUUAGUCUUAUACAGUAGACAAAUUUGAUAUUAUGUAAAGUAUAAUAAAUAAAAUUAUUUAUUUUA